Scaptodrosophila lebanonensis is the source of this 489-nucleotide messenger RNA. RefSeq lists its product as uncharacterized. Lineage: Eukaryota; Metazoa; Arthropoda; Insecta; Diptera; Drosophilidae. The record is from RefSeq and is a predicted model, not a curated record. The transcript has 4 exons. The coding region runs from base 1 to 399 and encodes 132 amino acids.
AUGAUCUACACCGAUGACUGCUGUUGUUGCAUUGAAUUGAGAUGCGGUUGCAUCAUCAUAGCCAUUAUUGAAGUUCUCCUGCGCGGCGCGGAUCGUUACUUUGUAGAUCGGGAUACCUGGCUUGGUUUUGCAUCUCUGAUCAUUAGCGGAAUAUAUGUAAUUUGUUGCGUACUCAUGCUUCUUGGUGUCCUGUUGACUGUUUCCCUUCUUCUUUUACCUUAUUUAUUGGUGGCCUUGUUGCGGACGAUUAUUAUAAUAUGGGAAUGCAGUAACAUGGCAAUGGAUGGCAUUAUAUAUAAUUAUAUCAUAUUUGAUUUAAUUCAAACCGUACUGGGAGUGUACUUUUGCCUGGUAGUUUAUUCCUACUAUUCGCGGUUGUCUGACUCGGAAGCGUCCUGAAUGUUUCCAAAAGAAGGAAAUAUAUGUUUAUAUUCGAGUAUAAGUUUUCAUUUUCUGAAUAAAAUUAACACAAAUUUUUGCUUUGAACAU